This is a messenger RNA of Oncorhynchus nerka (sockeye salmon), 2320 nucleotides long. RefSeq names its product nuclear transcription factor, X-box binding-like 1 (gene nfxl1). Gene Ontology annotation, molecular function: DNA-binding transcription factor activity, RNA polymerase II-specific; zinc ion binding; RNA polymerase II transcription regulatory region sequence-specific DNA binding. Gene Ontology annotation, biological process: regulation of DNA-templated transcription. The record is from RefSeq and is a predicted model, not a curated record. Lineage: Eukaryota; Metazoa; Chordata; Actinopteri; Salmoniformes; Salmonidae. Gene Ontology annotation, cellular component: nucleus.
UUAAUCACUACAAUUCCCAGCCUGCACCACAGUGGUUGGAGUUUGCGCAGUGAGUGGUCCUGUGUAGGCGAGCGGCGUGUCAGUGAACGGUCUGGUCAUCACCAUGGAUCCGGCCUGGCGUCAGCGGGGUCGUGGCCGUGGUCAGCCACAGGGUCAAGCGUCGCGACCUCAGAGAGAGAGGGCAGCAGCCCCGGCAGCAGAAUCCCCUAAGACUCCCAGUGGUGUGUGGGCUGGAGGAGGGAGAGGAGGAGAUGGGAAAGGGAGAGGAGGAGAUGGGAGAGGGAAGAACACUACAGCUCCCACACAGCUACAGUCUGUUAACAGAGGGAAGAACAUGGCAGCACCUUCGCAACACACUGCGUCGAGCCAAUCCAAGUUUGAGGAGAUCAGGAAGUCCAACCAGGCUGCUGCUCAGCGAUUGGUUCAGAGCCAGUACAGCUCCUCCUCAGACGAUGAUGUCGAUGAUAUAGUUGAUGAUGGUGGGAAGGUGGAGGGGAAGGACGGUAAACGAGGGAAGAUUCUGUCUUCGACGCUCACCACCUACACGGACCAGACUGGUGGAGAUGUGACAGACCUAGAGAGAACUCGUCAGUACCUGAGUGAUGCGUUCCAGUCCGGUGCCAUCACCUGCCUUAUCUGUAUCGCCUCCGUCAAGAGAACCCAGGCUGUAUGGAGUUGUGCUGGUUGUUUCUGUCUGUUCCAUAUCCCCUGUAUUCAGAAGUGGGCUAAGGACUCGGUCUUUCUCCUCUCCUCUGUCACUGAUGAAGACUUUGGGAAGAAAGAUCACCCCUGGCCUUGUCCUAAAUGUCGUUAUGAGUACAGCCCCUCCCAGACCCCCUAUAGGUAUGUCUGUUACUGUGGGAAGGUACAGGAUCCUCCUCUGGACCCAUGGCUGUUACCUCACUCCUGUGGGCUGGUCUGUGACAGAGCCUUGAACCCAGCCUGUGGACACCACUGUCUGCUGCUCUGUCAUCCAGGUCCCUGUCCGCCUUGUCCUAAGAUGGUAUCAGUCAGCUGUAUGUGUUCUAAGGCCAUGCCCGUCCCGCGUCGCUGUAGCAACAAGCCCUGGAGCUGUCAGAAGACCUGUGGCAAGACUCUGCCCUGUAAACAACACGCCUGUAACAGCAGCUGUCACUCAGGUGUGUGUGAGCCGUGUCCGAGGGUCAGUGUCCAGAGGUGUGUCUGUGGACAGGAGGAGGCAGAGAGACAGUGUGCCAGCCCUGUGUGGCACUGUCAACAGGUAACACACCUGAAUACAUACAGCCCUGUCAACAGCUGCUAUCCCUGUCCAGAGACACUGGAUGUGAAGUGUGUGUGUGAAUCCACCUCUCUGACUGUUCCCUGUGGGAGGGAGAGGAGUACCAAGCCUCCACGCUGCAAAGAACUGUGCAGGUCUCCCCCAUCCUGCCACCACCCCAGCAGAGAGACCCAUCGCUGCCACCCUGGUCCCUGCCCGCCCUGUCGCCAGGCCUGUCUCCUGGCCCUGAACGAUGCCAAACCCUGUCCCCAACCCUGCCACGACCAGGUUAUGGUGAAGACCAGCGACAGGGUCCUAGCAGGCCCGUGGGAGCAGUCGUCAGAACCUGCGUUUGUCCGUACUCUCCCCUGCCCGCCCUGCCUGGUCCCUAUACCCACGGCCUGUCUUGGAGAGCAUGAGGUGAGCCCGGUCCCAUGCCAUCGUCGAGGGCCUUUCUCCUGUAAGCGUGUCUGUGGUCGAACUCUGACCUGUGGUAACCAUAGCUGCACCAAGGACUGUCACCGUGUCACCGCGACAACCAACAAACUACAGGCGGGUCCAGAGUGUGUGGUGUGUGAGGAGGGGUGUGUUAACCCUCGCCCCCCUGGCUGUCCCCACCCGUGCCUGUUGGCAUGCCACCCGGGGUCGUGCCCCCCCUGCCAACAGAUGACCCGACAACGCUGUCACUGCAAGAUCUCCCUGCUCUACAUCGACUGCCUGACGUUCAGAAGUGCGGAAGAUGAGACUAAAGCUCAUCUGGGGUCCUGUAAGAACCAAUGUCCUAAACAGUUGAGUUGUGGUCAUCAUUGUAAGGAUCUGUGUCACCCAGGACAUUGUGAGGAUAAAUGUUCCCACAGGGUCAAACUGAAGUGUCCCUGCAAGAGGAUUAAAAAGGAGCUGCUGUGUUAUAGAUCCAGACAGGACCAGACUGGUAUAUGUUAUUAAUACUGUAGUGUCUAUGUCAUGAUGUAGGAGCUGCUGUGUUAUAGAUCCAGACAGGACCAGACUGGUAUAUGUUAUUAAUACUGUAGUGUCUAUGUCAUGAUGUAGGAGCUGCUGUGUUAUAGAUCCAGACAGGACCAG